Messenger RNA from Myotis davidii, 1044 nucleotides. It is a transcript of the gene ST6GALNAC2, whose product is annotated as ST6 (alpha-N-acetyl-neuraminyl-2,3-beta-galactosyl-1,3)-N-acetylgalactosaminide alpha-2,6-sialyltransferase 2. The record is from RefSeq and is a predicted model, not a curated record. The annotation marks the transcript as partial. The transcript has 7 exons. Gene Ontology annotation, molecular function: sialyltransferase activity. Lineage: Eukaryota; Metazoa; Chordata; Mammalia; Chiroptera; Vespertilionidae.
UGGGCUCUUUUCAACUUCUCCCAGCCAGUGCUGCUGGCCGCGGGCCUCUUCUCCCCGGAGCUCUGGGACAGCCUGAGCCAGCGCCGAGCCCCCUACGGCUGGCAGGGGAUCCCCCGCCGAGACAUCGCCUCCACCCUGAGCCUUCUGAACAGCUCAGACAACGCCCAGCUCUUAGGCUCCAGGGAGCCACGCAGGGACUGCAUCCGGUGCGCUGUGGUGGGUAAUGGGGGCAUCCUGAACGGCUCCCGCCAGGGUCCCAACAUCGACGCCCACGACUACGUGUUCAGACUCAAUGGUGCUGUGAUCAAAGGCUUCGAGAAGGAUGUGGGCACCAAGACCUCCUUCUACGGUUUCACUGUGAACACGAUGAAGAACUCGCUCAUCGCCUACAGAGCAGCGGGCUUCACCUCCGUGCCGCGAGGACAGGACCUGCGCUACAUCUUCAUCCCCUCAGACCUCCGUGACUAUGUGAUGCUGAGAUCAGCCAUUCUGGGUGUGCGCGUCCCCAGUGGCAUCGAUAAAGGUGACAGGCCUCAGACCUAUUUCGGACCAGAAGCCUCUGCCAGCAAAUUCAAGCUACUCCAUCCAGCCUUCAUCAGCUACCUGACGGAGAGGUUUUUGAAAUCAAAGCGGAUUAUCUCAAAAUUUAAAGACUUAUAUAUGCCUAGUACCGGGGCCCUCAUGCUGCUGACAGCGCUACAUGCCUGUGACCAGGUUAGUGCCUAUGGAUUCAUCACGAGUAACUUCUGGAAGUUUUCCGACCACUACUUCGAUCGAGUUAAGCAGCCACUGGUGUUCUAUGCAAAUCACGACCUGUCCCUGGAGGCAGCUCUGUGGUGGGACCUGCACAAGGCCGGCAUCCUGCAGCUGUACCAGCACCGAGGUUGAUUCUUGCUGAGCUGGGGGCCAAGUCCCCGAGACCCACUCCUUCCCUCAGGUGACACUGAGGUGUGUGACUACCACCGAAGCCUGUUCAUUGUGAAACACCCUAUCUUGCCCUUGGUUCAUUCAAGAAAGCUCCCACGUCUGAGUGUGCGCGCACCC